Phalacrocorax carbo (great cormorant) is the source of this 730-nucleotide messenger RNA. Lineage: Eukaryota; Metazoa; Chordata; Aves; Suliformes; Phalacrocoracidae. The record is from RefSeq and is a predicted model, not a curated record.
GCCCCCCGCCGGGAGCCGGCUUUAAAUGCGGGGCAGCGCGGCGGCGGCGGUGCUCCCCGUCGCUCCCCGCUGUCCCCUGCCAGCCCCCGCCGCCCCUCCCCGGUACCCGCCGCCAUGGUCGAGGCUUUCUGCGCCACCUGGAAGCUGGUGGACAGCCACAACUUCGACGAGUACAUGAAGGCGCUGGGAGUGGGGUUUGCGACACGGCAGGUGGGGAAUGUGACUAAACCCACUGUGAUUAUCACAAGCGAGGGGGACAAAGUAGUGAUCAGGACUCAGAGCACUUUCAAAAACACAGAAAUCAGCUUUAAACUUGGAGAAGAAUUUGAUGAAACUACCCCCGAUGACAGAAACUGCAAAUCAGUUGUGACCCUGGACGGAGACAAGCUAGUGCACGUACAGAAGUGGGACGGCAAGGAGACAAACUUUGUGAGAGAAAUAAAGGAUGGCAAGAUGGUAAUGACUCUCACCUUUGGUGAUGUGGUUGCUGUUCGCCACUAUGAGAAAGCGUAGAGUUUACCUGACCUCUGUCCAGAUGUUACUUCUGCUGGAUGGAUUAAUGUGCCGUCCAUAAUCGAACGUAGCUAAAAUGCACAUUUCUGGCAUGAAAGGUUAAUAAAGAGUUUUGGGGGGUGUGUGUUUUUUUUAAAAAAACUUCAUGCCAUCAAAUUGGCAAGCUCGUGCUGUAGAGUGAAACAGGUUAAACAUGGUAUUAAAUUUCUGAAACACG